CCAUAGUAGGUGAGAGCUUCAUAGAUACACCCUUGUUCUUUUUUCUUCCCAAAUCAACAGCUUAAAUUCCCCGAUUUCUUGUGCAUGAAGCAACAUAGAAAUGGAAGGAGGAGAAGGAAAGGAGGAGAAAUUGCCACCGGGGUUUCGGUUUCAUCCCACAGAUGAAGAACUCAUCACAUACUAUCUGGUAAACAAGAUAUCAGAUGCAAACUUUACAGGAAAAGCUAUAGCUGAUGUUGAUCUCAACAAAUGCGAACCCUGGGACCUUCCAGGGAAAGCGAAAAUGGGAGAAAAAGAGUGGUAUUUUUUCAGCCUUCGAGAUCGGAAGUAUCCAACUGGAGUGAGAACAAACCGAGCGACCAACACUGGGUACUGGAAGACCACAGGGAAAGACAAGGAGAUCUGCAACAGUGAGACAUCAGAAUUGGUUGGGAUGAAGAAGACUUUGGUUUUCUACAGAGGUAGAGCCCCAAGAGGAGAGAAAACCAACUGGGUCAUGCAUGAAUAUCGUAUUCACUCCAAAUCCUCCUACAGAACUUCCAAGCAGGAUGAAUGGGUAGUUUGCCGUAUUUUCCAGAAGAGCGCCGGUGUUAAGAAGUACCCUUCGAACCAGUCAAGAGCAGUCAACCCCUACAGCUUUGAAAUAGGGCCGAGUGUUAUACCGUCGACCAUGAUGCAGCCGGAGAACUUUCAUCAGUUUCAGAUGGGAAGACACUACGUCCCCAACACGGAACUAGCAGAGCUUUCCAGGGUUCUAAAAGGCACUCAUGCAAGCAGUAACAUAAACCAGCUGCCAAUGCAACCCCCGAUGAACUAUCCGGUCGGAGGAGGGUUUACGAUAUCCGGACUGAAUUUAUAUCUUAGAGGAGGCACCACAGAACCGGUAAUGAGGGCAAUGCAACCGCCAGUUACUCCCCAGGCGAUGAAUCAAGCGGACGUUACGGCGUCGUUGAUGAACUGCGGCACUUCUUUUGCUGGUGAGGCUGGGUAUGGAGCAGAAAUGAGUAAUGCAAGUGGGCCGAGCAAUAGAUACAUGGGAAUGGACCAUUGCUUGGACUUGGAAAACUACUGGGCUCCUCCCCCUUACUGAGGUGGGGAAAAUAAAUUCAACCAAAUUCA
This is a messenger RNA of Rubroshorea leprosula, 1119 nucleotides long. The record is from the annotation of a GenBank genome assembly. NCBI's taxonomy places the organism in Eukaryota, Viridiplantae, Streptophyta, Magnoliopsida, Malvales, Dipterocarpaceae.